GCUUCGCCUCUUUACAAUCCCAAAUCCUCAAAACCUUUCCUCUCUUUUCUAUUUCAGGCACGCCAAGAAAACAACUUCUUCUUACUUUUUACCAUCUCGUCGCGCUCUUUACUUACCUUAUUCUUUUACUCUAUUUUCUAUCUUCUUCUUCUGUCGCGCGACUGCCAUUCCUUCAGCUUUCUCUGUCCCUUUGAUUUUCGAACACCACAAUUGACAUCAUCCUGUCGCGCGCCACAAAUCUUCAUUCAAUAAGUCCGCUUCAGUAAAUCAAAGAUACCGCGUGCCAAGGCCAUAUUCUCCAUAUUCUCCAUAUUCUCUCUUCUCUUUCAACCAGAUACCCAAUUUUUUAUCUAUACCAAAUCUCUCAGCUCAGCUCAGCUCAUCCCAUCUUAUCUCAUCUCACACCAACUUCCAUUAAAAACACCAUGCCUUCCAUAAUUCGCCAAGUCGUCCCGCUCGUCAUCGCCAUCGCCCUCAUCAGCGGCAUCGCUUGGGUCCUUUACCAGGUCUACCUCUCCU
Molecule: messenger RNA, 519 nt
Organism: Trichoderma atroviride IMI 206040
Lineage: Eukaryota; Fungi; Ascomycota; Sordariomycetes; Hypocreales; Hypocreaceae
Source: RefSeq, a predicted model, not a curated record